AUGGCUACAACGUGUGCGCUGCAAUGGCGAAAGAUACCUGUGAGUCUGGCAGAGCUUUCACUGGAUACGACACUGCGCUGUGGGCAAUCCUUCAGGUGGAGAAAGUCCGAGGACAAUGUCUGGUCUUGUGCUCUUCAUGGACGUAUACUUUGUUUAUGCCAGGACUCUACGCAUCUGCACUACAAAGCUAUCUUUCCUAGUAAAGCCCAGGCUCCAUUGACGCCUCCCUCCUCGGCGCCAAAAUCGACGGCAGUAUCCUCGCUCGAAGACGAUGACACUGAAGCCUUGGUGCACCACUACCUCAAUCUCGCUCCGAAUCUGACGGAACUGUACGAGCAAUGGUCGACCGCAGAUGCGAAUUUCAAAAAGAAAGCGCCAAAAUUCACAGGCGUGCGAAUACUGAAGCAGGAUGCUUGGGAGGCAUUGAUUGGCUUCAUCUGUAGCAGCAACAACAACAUAAUAAGGAUAUCCCAGAUGAUGGAGAACCUGUGCCUUCACUAUGGACCUGAAGUCGGCCAUAUCGGCGCAAAAACAUUCCAUGACAUGCCUGCGCCUUCUGCACUUACGGCUCCUGGGGUUGAAGCUCAUCUCCGGCAGCUAGGCUUCGGGUACAGAGCUAAGUACUUACAUCGGACAGCAGUCAUGGUGGCAGAAGAGCAUGGGGCCGGUUGGCUGGACAGUCUGAGGAAUCCUGAAAGCCCUAUUAUGGGUGCCCAGCCUUCCGAUGCUGGUGAGAUGCUGCCAGGUGGAAGGGAGGGAUAUCGCAGGGCUCACGAAGAGCUCUUAACCUUACAAGGAGUAGGACCUAAAGUCGCCGACUGCGUUUGCCUUAUGGGUCUUGGAUGGGGAGAAGCCGUCCCCGUUGAUACACAUGUUUGGCAAAUCGCUCAGCGCGACUACAAAUUCGGCAAAGGGAAGCACAGCAGUCUGACCAAAGCUACCUAUGAUGCUGUUGGUGACAAAUUCCGGGGCCUCUGGGGGAAAGAGGCUGGCUGGGCUCACAGCGUCUUGUUCACCGCGGAUCUAAGAGCGUUCUCAGAAAGACUUACCGCCAAAAUUGAAGUGAAACAGAUCAAGGAAGACGAAGAUGCACUGGUCCUCACAGAGAUUCAAGUUAAAGCUGAGAUUUUGACCCCGAUCAAGGUGAAGCGAGAGUUUAAGGAUGAAGAGAAGCCACUGAUUGCUGUCGAGGCAGUCACAGCAAAGAGACCAGUGAAGCGACAACGAACAACGUGCGCGUAUACAGAAAUAACUCGGUCACCGAUAGAGUAA
Molecule: messenger RNA, 1272 nt
Organism: Letharia columbiana
Lineage: Eukaryota; Fungi; Ascomycota; Lecanoromycetes; Lecanorales; Parmeliaceae
Exons: 4
Coding region: 1-1272 (423 amino acids)
Biological process (GO): nucleotide-excision repair; base-excision repair, AP site formation; base-excision repair
Cellular component (GO): nucleus
Molecular function (GO): damaged DNA binding; 8-oxo-7,8-dihydroguanine DNA N-glycosylase activity
Source: RefSeq, a predicted model, not a curated record